This is a messenger RNA of Girardinichthys multiradiatus, 1651 nucleotides long. RefSeq names its product phosphomannomutase 1-like. Gene Ontology annotation, cellular component: cytosol. The transcript has 8 exons. The record is from RefSeq and is a predicted model, not a curated record. Gene Ontology annotation, molecular function: phosphomannomutase activity. NCBI's taxonomy places the organism in Eukaryota, Metazoa, Chordata, Actinopteri, Cyprinodontiformes, Goodeidae. The coding region runs from base 283 to 1125 and encodes 280 amino acids. Gene Ontology annotation, biological process: protein N-linked glycosylation; GDP-mannose biosynthetic process; mannose metabolic process.
CGUACUGCACGCUGUACGUUUGGGGACUUCGCUGUUAAGCUGAGCCUAACAGACCCGAACCAGAACCACAGGGCGAGGCAGCGGCUUCGAGCUCAGACAGGAAGAAAGAAUCAAUUUAAAACUUCAAGUCUAAGUCUGGUUUUUCUUGGAGGUGUAUUUUAGAGGACUUCUGAACACCAAGAUGUAGUUCCUCCUCAUGUGAAAUUUUACGUGUAGCACAAGACUGAACCUCCCACUUCUAACUUUACUGCACAGAAGGAAAUAGGGGUGAGCUCGCUAGAAAUGGAGAAAUCAAGUUGCUUUUCUUCAGCUCGAAACAUCCUGUGUCUGUUUGACGUGGACGGCACACUGACACCACCAAGAGAAAAAAUCGACCCAAAGCUGGACGAGUUCUUCCGGACUCUGCGGAGGAAAAUGAAGAUCGGCAUCGUCGGAGGGUCAGACUACCCCAAGAUAGCGGAGCAGCUUGGGGAAGGAGAUGAUGUGAUACAUAAGUUUGAUUAUGUGUUUGCUGAGAACGGAACAGUUCAAUACAAAGAUGGGAAACUCCUCUCAAAGCAUGCGAUCCAGAACCAUCUCGGAGAGGAGCUGCUGCAAGAUCUCAUUAACUUUUGCCUCCGAUACAUGGGGCUCAUUAAACUGCCAAAGAAAAGGGGCAUUUUUAUCGAGUUCAGGAACGGAAUGAUUAACAUUUCACCCAUCGGUCGCAGCUGCACCCUGGAGGAGAGAAUAGAAUUUUCUGAAAUUGACAAAAGGGAGAAGAUCCAGGAGAAAUUUGUUGCUGCCUUGAAAAAGGAAUUUGCUGGAAAAGGGCUGCGCUUCACCAAAGGUGGUCUCAUCAGUUUUGAUGUUUUCCCCGAGGGCUGGGACAAGAGCCUGUGCCUGGAUUUGCUGGCCAUCUACUUCUUUGGCAAUGAGACCUCAGAUGGAGGAAACGACUAUGAAAUCUUCAACGACCCAAGGACGAUCGGAUUCACGGUCUACUCUCCCGAGCACACGGCGCGGCUCUGUCGAGAACUUUUCUUUGAUGCUUCUCCACAUCUCAUCAUGAUACCUUCGGCCAAAAACCCCUCUGAUAUGGAUGGCAACAUGACUAUUGAUCGCAGGGUUUUAAUGAACUGCUGAAUGGUAAUACUACUGAUCUCCCCUUGUUAAUAAUAUUAGUUUAAUAUAUGAAUGAAAGAUGGAAGGUUGGUCUUUAUUUAAAGAAAUGGACAGUUGUUAUGGAAUACUGUGCCAAAAACUGUUUCACUUGUGCGAUAAGUAACAUGUAACCUUGAAUCUAACCCAAAAUUAGCAGGAAUGUUCAUCUUGCACGUUAGUUUGGGUAUGAAGCAAUAUUUUGUACUAAUGCUGGGAUCCUUUUAUUCUUCUUAUUGACAAACCCACUGCAGUAUGUGAGAAGGAUGGAAGAGAAUGGGAUUAAAACAUGGGAUUAUUUUUUGUUUUUUUUGGUUGCUCAGAAAAAUUUGAUGAACUUGUUGAAACAAAGACCUCUCUUCUUUUAAGGUUUAGGGUGAACCAAAGACAAACAACAUUCUUGGUGCUUUAAUUUUUAAACUGGAUCUCUUUCAGUAUUUUAACUGUUUAACAUUUAGUGUCAAAUAUUAACAUCAACUUCUCAAAGUCAUGAAAAAGAUAUUAACUCCUU